AUCUCUCGUCAUUCAACGCCCGUCUUCUCCUAUCGCCGGCAACCCUGGCCUACGACUGGCAGAUGGGAAGCAUUCAACUCAUUACCAGUAUUUCCGACAUUAGAAACAUAUUUGCCUUAUUAUUAGUGUUGGUUUUGGCUCUUAUUAUAUGGAAAUUAUGCCAAACCUCUGUGUCCUCUCGUGACGAUCAGGAUCUGUCCAAUAGAACCCUAUGUAUUGGUAUUACAUUAUUAAUACUGCCAUACAUUCCGGCCUCCAAUCUCUUCGUUACCGUUGGCUUUGUUGUCGCUGAGAGAGUGCUCUAUAUUCCCAGUAUAGGAAUGAUUGUAUUGGUUUGCACUGGUCUUCAACGGCUCACUCAAAGCAAGAGUAUAUUUGCCAAAAAAUUAGUCCCAAUAAUAAGAUCAGCGAUGUUUGCACUCAUCCUUAU
This is a messenger RNA of Medioppia subpectinata, 430 nucleotides long. Lineage: Eukaryota; Metazoa; Arthropoda; Arachnida; Sarcoptiformes; Oppiidae. The record is from the annotation of a GenBank genome assembly.